AUGGUUCAUGAUAAUGGUGUUCACAAUUAUCUUGAUCCAAAGGAUGCUACGCAACAUUUAGCGGAACAUAAUAAAGCUGAUGGUUUAUCCGUUGAAGAAGUUAUAGACUCGCGUGCCAAUGGAGGUUUAACUUAUAAUGACUUUCUUAUUUUACCUGGAUAUAUUGAUUUUCCUGCUUCUGAAGUAUCUUUGGAGACCAGAAUCACAAAAAACAUCGCAAUAAAGACCCCUUUCAUUAGCUCGCCUAUGGAUACAGUGACAGAAACCGAUAUGGCUAUAAACAUGGCUUUGUUGGGAGGCGUUGGUAUCAUCCAUAACAAUUGUUCACCGGAUGAACAAGCUGAGAUGGUUAGGAAGGUGAAAAAAUUCGAAAAUGGAUUUAUCACAGAUCCUGUAUGCUUAACUCCUAACCAUACCGUAAAAGAUGUGCACAGGAUCAAAGCUCAAUUCGGUUAUAGUGGCAUUCCAAUUACUGCAAACGGAAAACUCUACAGUAUACUUCUUGGUAUCGUUACUGCUCGCGAUAUUCAAUUCCAUGAAGAUCACACCACAUUACUUAAAGAUGUUAUGACGACCGAUCUUGUGAUAGCCCAUGAAGGCGUUACUCUCGAAGAAGCUAAUAAAAUACUUAAAACUAGUAAACGUGGAAAGUUACCGAUUGUCAAUUCUCGUGGCGAAUUGGUUGCAUUACUGGCGAGAUCUGAUUUACUUAAAAAUUUAAAUUUUCCACUGGCUUCAAAAUCUCCUCAUUCGAAGCAAUUGAUUUGUGGUGCAGCCAUCGGAACUCGGACUGAAGAUAAAGCAAGACUUCGAAAGUUAGUUGAUGCUGGAUUAGAUAUUGUAGUAUUGGACUCUAGUCAAGGAAAUUCAUCUUACCAAGUUGAAAUGAUACAGUACAUCAAAAAAACAUACGGUGACACGCUUGAUGUUAUCGCUGGUAAUAUCGUCACCCAGGAGCAGGCGGCUCGUUUGAUUGAAGCCGGUGCUGACGCGUUGCGUGUUGGUAUGGGUAGCGGUAGCAUAUGUAUCACACAAGAAGGUCGUCCUCAAGGAACAGCCGUUUACAUGGUCUCUCAAUUUGCCAAAAAAUUCGGUAUUCCAGUAAUUGCCGAUGGAGGAAUUCAAAAUAUUGGUCAUAUUACGAAAGCUUUAGCUCUUGGAGCUUCUACUGUAAUGAUGGGUGGAUUACUUGCUGGUACCGCUGAAUCUCCUGGUGAAUAUUUUUAUCAUGAAGGUCAGAGAUUAAAAAAAUAUCGUGGCAUGGGCUCAUUGGAUGCAAUGGAACGAAAUUUUUGCGCUACAAAUUCGAGUAGUAAUCCUGCUGCAAAUAGAUAUUUUUCUGAUAGAGACGUUAUUAAAGUUGCACAAGGUGUUGCUGGUGCUGUUGUUGAUAAAGGUAGUAUUAGAAAAUUUGUUCCCUAUUUAAUGACCGGAUUACAACACGCAUUACAAGAUAUUGGAGUUAGAAGUUUAGAUCAGUUAAAUGAAAAUGUUGAAUCUGGUAAAGUGAGGUUUGAAUUGAGAACUGCUGCUGCUCAAGUCGAAGGUGGCGUACAUGGUUUAUAUUCGUGA
Messenger RNA from Dentiscutata erythropus, 1572 nucleotides. Lineage: Eukaryota; Fungi; Glomeromycota; Glomeromycetes; Diversisporales; Gigasporaceae. The record is from the annotation of a GenBank genome assembly.